This is a messenger RNA of Scleropages formosus (Asian bonytongue), 4433 nucleotides long. RefSeq names its product karyopherin (importin) beta 1 (gene kpnb1). The transcript has 22 exons. NCBI's taxonomy places the organism in Eukaryota, Metazoa, Chordata, Actinopteri, Osteoglossiformes, Osteoglossidae. Gene Ontology annotation, biological process: protein import into nucleus. Gene Ontology annotation, molecular function: small GTPase binding. The record is from RefSeq and is a predicted model, not a curated record. Bases 314 to 2944 code for a protein of 876 amino acids.
GCGCGACGGUGACGCGGUCUUUUUUUUCUCCUUCCGACAACAGGCAGGGCUGAGAGAGCGAGCGGCAGCAGGAGCGCUGCUCGGAGACAGCGAUAAAGACGAAAUUCACGUUCAGCACGUAAAAAACGAAACCGGGUAUAUUUUACGGUACUGUCGCCGAGUGGGGGGGAAUAUUUGAUCUGAACGUGUUCCGCUUGGCUGUGUCGGUCUCCCUGCGCGCCUCCUCUUCGCUACCCGUCUCAGCACUUGAACACUGAAGAAAUAUAAUCCGGCUCGUUCUGUGGCACGAGAGUGAGAGAGAGGCACGGCCAGAAUGGAGCUCAUCACGAUCCUGGAAAAAACGGUCUCCCCAGAUCGAAAUGAACUGGAGGCUGCGCAGAAGUUUCUGGAGCAGGCGGCGAUUGAAAACUUGCCCACCUUCCUAGUGGAACUUUCCAAAGUUCUGGCCAACCCUGGAAACAGCCAGGUGGCCCGUGUAGCCGCUGGUCUCCAGGUCAAGAAUUCUCUUACUUCGAAGGACCCAGAUGUGAAGACGCAGUACCAGCAAAGAUGGCUGGCCAUCGAUUGCAAUGCCAGGAGAGAGAUCAAGAACUAUGUUCUGCAGACGUUGGGCACAGAAACAUACCGCCCCAGCUCUGCAUCUCAGUGUGUGGCUGGGAUAGCGUGUGCCGAGAUCCCUGUGAAUCAGUGGCCCGAACUUAUCCCUCAGCUUGUGGCCAAUGUUACGGAUCCCAGCAGCACAGAGCAUAUGAAGGAGUCCACCCUAGAGGCUAUUGGCUACAUCUGUCAGGACAUUGACCCAGAGCAGCUGCAGGAUAACGCUAACCAGAUCUUGACAGCCAUCAUCCAAGGCAUGCGGAAAGAGGAGCCCAGCAACAACGUCAAGCUGGCUGCCACAAACGCACUGCUCAACUCCCUGGAGUUCACCAAAGCCAACUUUGAUAAAGAGACGGAGCGGCACUUUAUCAUGCAGGUUGUCUGCGAAGCAACACAGUGUCCAGAUACUAGAGUACGAGUAGCUGCCUUGCAGAACCUGGUGAAGAUAAUGUCUCUGUAUUACCAGUAUAUGGAGACUUACAUGGGACCUGCUUUGUUUGCAAUCACAAUAGAAGCUAUGAAAAGUGACAUUGAUGAAGUUGCCUUACAAGGAAUUGAGUUCUGGUCCAACGUGUGUGAUGAAGAGAUGGACUUGGCUAUUGAAGCAUCUGAGGCAUCGGAGCAGGGCAGGCCACCGGAGCAUACCAGCAAGUUUUAUGCCAAAGGAGCCCUUCAGUACCUGGUGCCGAUUCUCACUCAGACACUCACCAAGCAGGAUGAAAACGAUGAUGAUGAUGACUGGAACCCUUGCAAAGCAGCAGGCGUGUGUCUGAUGUUGCUGGCCACCUGCUGUGAGGAUGAUGUGGUUCCCCAUGUGCUCCCCUUCAUCAAAGAGCAUAUCAAGCAUCCGGACUGGCGCUAUCGCGACGCUUCUGUUAUGGCCUUUGGCUCCAUCUUGGAGGGCCCUGAGCUGAACCAGCUCAAACCACUCGUCAUCCAGGCCAUGCCGACACUGAUUGAGCUGAUGAAGGACCCCAGUGUUGUUGUGAGAGACACCACAGCCUGGACCGUGGGUCGCAUUUGCGAGCUUCUCCCAGAAGCUGCCAUCAACGAGGUGUAUCUCGCACCGCUGCUGCAGUGUUUGAUUGAAGGCCUGGGGGCGGAGCCACGUGUGGCUUCCAAUGUCUGUUGGGCCUUCUCUAGCCUCGCAGAAGCAGCUUAUGAAGCUGCUGACACAGCUGAUGAUCAGGAAGAGCCCAGCACCUACUGUCUGUCCUCUUCCUUUGAAAUCAUUGUUCAGAAACUACUGGAGACAACAGACAGGCCAGAUGGACACCAGAACAACCUGAGGAGUGCUGCCUAUGAAGCAUUAAUGGAGAUAGUGAAGAACAGUGCUAAAGACUGCUACCCUGCAGUACAGAAGACAACUCUUGUAAUCAUGGAGCGGCUACAGCAAGUACUUCAGAUGGAGUCUCAUAUCCAGAGCACUUCUGACAGAAUCCAGUUUAAUGACCUGCAGUCCUUACUGUGUGCCACACUUCAGAAUGUGCUGCGGAAGGUGCAGCACCAGGAUGCGCUUCAGAUCUCUGAUGUGGUGAUGGCCUCAUUGCUGCGCAUGUUCCAGAGCACUGCUGGCUCAGGAGGUGUGCAGGAGGAUGCUCUCAUGGCUGUCAGCACCCUUGUAGAAGUUUUGGGCAGUGAUUUCUUAAAAUACAUGGAUGCAUUCAAACCAUUCCUGGGCAUUGGACUGAAAAAUUAUGCAGAAUACCAGGUGUGUCUGGCUGCUGUUGGCCUCGUUUGCGACCUUUGCAGAGCACUCAUGAGCAAUAUCCUGCCUUACUGUGACGAGAUCAUGCAACUUCUACUGGAGAAUCUAGGGAACGAGAAUGUGCACAGAUCUGUGAAGCCCCAGAUUCUUUCUGCAUUCGGAGACAUUGCCUUAGCCAUUGGUGGUGAGUUCAAGAAGUACCUGGACAUUGUACUGGAUACCCUUCAGCAAGCGUCACAAGCCCAAGUGGAUAAGAAUGACUAUGACAUGGUGGACUACUUGAAUGAGCUUCGAGAAGGUUGUCUAGAAGCUUAUACAGGGAUUAUUCAAGGUUUGAAAGGCGACCAAGAAAAUGUGCAUCCGGAUGUCAUGUUGGUGCAGCCUCGUGUGGAGUUCAUUCUGUCCUUCAUACAUCACAUUGCGGAAGAUGAAGAUCAUUCUGAUGCUGUGGUAGCCAAUGCCGCUGGCCUCAUAGGUGAUCUGUGCACAGCUUUUGGCAAAGAUGUGAUGAAGCUGGUGGAGCUGAGACCCUUAAUCAAUGAACUGCUGACCGAGGGUCGGAGAUCAAAGACGAGUAAGACCAAGACCCUGGCCACAUGGGCAACCAAGGAGCUACGCAAGCUAAAAAACCAGGCUUGAAUCGCCAGGAAAACAUACUGAGAAAAUGCCCCACUGGAAUUUCUUCUGUCUUUUGCGCUAUUGGGUUAAAAGCAGAAGUGAGGAGUGCUGAGAUGAGUGUCUGAAAUGUGAGAGUGAGUGAGUGAGGCUUGAUAUCACACCACCUUCUGAGUACAAUUCCAGCAGUCGCCGGCAGCUCGGCAGCGUCCAUCCGGCCACCAUCGGGACUGAUCUGACAUGAAGACAUGAACAUCACACUGGACAGCUGUAGCCGGCUAGUUCGAGAAUACGCAAAACUGAUAUUAGUCAACAACGGGGGGAAAAAACGAGGAUCUAGGAAAAAAAAAAAAAAAACUGCCAAAUGUGGAGGCCCCCCACCCCAAGUGAAAGGACAUGACACUGUACUGUGGAAAGUUUUCUGAGCACUAUGGGUAUGGACUUCCAAGUGGAGAUUUUGGGAUUUAAAAGAGUGCGUCUCAAUUGGAUAAUUAAAACGGAUGUUGCUGCUGGAGUUGAACAAAUGCUUACAGGGGGAGACUGGGGAAAAAUGAGAACAUACAAUAAUUGGAUGCGGUGGCCUGUUUCCUUUCGCCUUUUGUAAGCCAUUAACCUGUUUGUGCAUGGGAGUCCUGCCGACGCAGGCCUGGCUCAUAGGAAUUACGCGUGUUAGUGUGAGUGAGGGAGGGACUGACUUUCUUCACUGCCCAGUAAUAAUAAACACGAUGCAGAUGCUGAAUGCAGUUCUGAAACUAUUGGGAGGGACGAUGCUGAAAAAUGGCAGCACGUACGAGGGAGGUUUCCUUUUUUCUUUAGAAGAAUUACUAACACAUUCAGACUGUAAGGUGUCAAGGGGUUUCUCCUCUUUAGUGUUGGCCAACCCUUUCUUAUUUGCCUCUAUUCCAGACUGUGAAAAUAAAAGCAAUGGUUCGGAUUACUGAUCGUGAAUAAGGACUUCAAGGCAAGGAACGUGUUUGCAGCUAAUGUGAAACACCCCAGAUGCAACAAAUAACUUUGCUCUCUGGGUUAUUUUAAUAAUCCAGUUCCAAAGGUGGUGGUGUGCCAAAGAAUUAUUGAUCCAAGUAAGUCAAAAUUGGCCCGUUUGGAUAUUGCAUCAAUUCAAAGACUAAAUUUAGAAUUGGGAGUCCAGUACAUACUUAAAGGAAACUCAAAUCUCUGUAGUUUCGGCCCUUUGUGCUUGCAUUAAAAUGUUUCCAUUUUGUUGUUGGUUUCUUGCUGCACUUAGUUGGAAAGGUCUACUUACCAAGCUUGUUUAGAAUUUAAAAAAAUGGAGGCAUUUGUAUGAGGUUAUAUUUUUCCACUGCAAAUAAGAAAAUAAAAUUGUAUCAAACAUUCCCCUAGCAUUCUUUGUAUUUGGUCUUUUUUGGGAACUGGACUGUAGACAAUUCACAUGAGAAUUCCAGGUGGGUUAGAGUGUAAUGGGGGCAUGGCCAGCAUUGCAGCACCUCUGACUGAGAACUGAAGAUUGUAAUACAGUUUAGAUUAUUUUAUU